Molecule: messenger RNA, 1821 nt
Organism: Batrachochytrium dendrobatidis JAM81
Lineage: Eukaryota; Fungi; Chytridiomycota; Chytridiomycetes; Rhizophydiales
Exons: 1
Coding region: 1-1821 (606 amino acids)
Molecular function (GO): pentosyltransferase activity
Source: RefSeq, a predicted model, not a curated record
AUGCAUUGGACUGCCAUUGAAUCCACUACGGCGACCAAGGCCCGAUGUGGUAGCUUGCGUAUCUUUAAACGGGGAGUUCUCGUGAAUACUCCAUGCACUCUUAACUAUACUCGUCAAGGCGCAAUACCUCACAUUGUUGACCCAUCCACUACAUUGCCUGUUACUUCUUCAACUCCAAUUGCGCUCAACAUUGCACUGGAACAUUUUGCUGAUUCCGCAGAAACUACUGAGACCCAGUGCAGCAGAUCUCAAUCCAGUCAUGCCUUUGAUGCAGAUUUACCAAAGAAACCUCUAGCUAGCGACUCGUCUUUAUCUCGUCUUGGCCUAAAUAUUCCAUCGCAUAUUUUGGUUGCAACUCCACAUGAUAUGGUUCGACUAACUACUCUGGCACAUGGUCGAUGGAUCACCUCUACUAAAACAAGUAUUUCUAUGCUUGCAAAUGGAAAUAUUGAGUUGGGGAUAACACCAAAAACAUUUAUGGAACUUGUUAAUUCGAUUCAGCCUGAUAUUGCCAUUUGCAUUGCUGAUCCUGGUUUGGUCCUGUAUUCUGCCAAUUCUGGUGAUAAAGCGAAUGUAUCUGCUGCUAUAAAUACCAAACGGCAGCGUGUGCAAGCAAAUGCAGACACGAUCAUUGGCACAAAUUCAAGUGCUGGUCAAGAUGACGACGCAGCUCACCAAGAAAUCCGGAGAAAAAAGCUAUUGCGAAAACAAUCUGAUCGCAAUCUGACCUUUUUAAAGUCUGUUGCUCAGAUUCUUGCAACACCUGAUCCAAACAGUGGUUCAUACUUUGAUUCAGUUACUACUAUCUCCACUACACACAAAACUACAGUAGCCGAAUCAUCACCUCCUCCAUGUCAAGAUAGAGUAGCCAUGUUUGCCCAUCUAUGUGGUGGAAUAGAUCUAGAAGAGCGAUUGUUUUAUUCUACUCAGGUUGCACAGUAUUUUAUUAACCCUGAUGUCACUAUAAGUGGUGUUGCAGUCACUUUACCUUCUCAAGAAGUACGCAAAGCAUCUGGAUGUGUAAUCACGGCUUUUCUUGACGCAUCUCUUGGCUCCAUACCUUUUCAUGUUCCAGUGAUUGCACUAGGAGUAUCUAGUAUACAGGAUUUGGUUUCUUGUGUUGCGUCAGGUGUCGACAUGAUUGAUAAUUCUUGGAUAUAUACUCUGACGCAAAAGGGCAUAGCUUUGGUUGCUUCCUUUAGAUCACAAGUAAAUCCUGUUUCAAAAGACCAAUCAUUGGAUAUAGUGGUAGAACACAGUUUAUCCAAGACACCUUGCAUGCCAUCAACUCACAUAUCUGAUGCUACAGAUAACAUGCCUUCAAAACAAAAUGACUUGGAUAUUGGACAAUCUCAUCUCAAUGAAGUUCUGAUGGAUUUAUCACCACAAACUGCUUUGAAAUCUCAAACUAAACGAUCGCGUAUGCAAUUCCAACCAGCAGUAGCAGCAGUUGUAGAUGCUUUAGUAGCUUCGGAAAGUGUUGAUUAUGUUCAUGAAACGGAUGUUCCAGCCAUUGCUGUUAUUGAAAAAGACACCGAGGAACUUGAGUCGAUUGCUCGACCACUUUCGCACUUACAGACGGACAUGGACCCUAUUGAUGCUUUAUGUGGAUGUUGGACUUGCAAACAACCUUACUCUAAAGCAUAUAUUCGUCAUCUUCUUGUGGUGAAUGACAUGCUAGCCUAUGUGUUGCUUAUGCACCAUAAUAUGUGGCAAUUUGAAUCGUUUGUUGGAGAAAUGCGCGAGUGUGUAUCAGAUGGAUCAUUUGAAAAGUAUGCAACUCGGUUUUUAUCGCCGUAUUCACAUAAAAUGGAACACUAA